This is a messenger RNA of Oncorhynchus kisutch (coho salmon), 2392 nucleotides long. Its product is annotated as CCR4-NOT transcription complex subunit 11. NCBI's taxonomy places the organism in Eukaryota, Metazoa, Chordata, Actinopteri, Salmoniformes, Salmonidae. Gene Ontology annotation, cellular component: CCR4-NOT complex. The transcript has 7 exons. The record is from RefSeq and is a predicted model, not a curated record. Bases 478 to 1827 code for a protein of 449 amino acids.
UGUCAAAGGUCAAAACUCUACGCUCGAAUGUUGUGAACGAAGUGGAAACUGAUGAAAAAUUUGACAGCUAAGAAAAGCUAGCUAAUUUACUUCUUAUUUAACCUUUGACAAUAAGCAAAUGAAUGAUUUUAGAUCAUUAAGAUUGUUAUGUAAAUGUUUUGACCAAGGUCGAUAUUGUUAAGAUGUAUAAUUUUGUUUUAUAAUGACUUUAGUCUUUACUGACAAACUAGCAAGCUAACUAGCAAGAGCUAAUAACAUUUACUAACGUUAAUUGUUAACGUUACCUAGCUGUCCACAUCUGCACUCCGGUGGAGUUAAUGGAAAUGUAACGAGCUUAUUUUUCAGUUUUUUAGUAUGAACUGAAUAAUGCUAUUUACCUGUAAUUAUUAAAGACUAAUAGCAAGCAGUGAUUGAUCAUUUUAGUCACGUAGCUAAAAGCUAGCAGCUUGUUACUGUAGCCCCCACUACACAGGAAAAAUGACACUCGCCCCGAAGGAGCUGUCCAACCUCUUGGGAAUCAUCUCUGAGGAAGCUUGCACCAACACUUUCGAAAGUCUGUCAACCGCGUUUCAUCAUUACUUCGCAAAGGCCGAACAUUUCCGAGUGGGUUCAGUGUUGGUGAUGCUGCUGCAACAGCCAGAUCUUCUGCCCAGCUCUGCCCAGCGCCUCACCGCCCUCUACCUUCUCUGGGAGAUGUACCGCACAGAGCCUCUUGCCGCCAACCCCUUUGCCGCUGUCUUUGCUCACUUGCUGAACCCCUCACCAGUUGGGGAGGAACAGGAGAAACAACUGUCAGGAUUCUUGCCACCCAUAACACAGCCUGAGAAGUUCUUCCUCUCCCAGCUGAUGCUGGCACCUCCAAGGGAACUCUUCAAGAAGACCCCCAGACAGGUGUCAUGCAUGGACAUGGGGAACAUGCCACAGUCCAUAGACAUUAGUGGGCUGCAGUUGGCCUUGGCAGAGCGCCAGUCAGAGCUACCCACCCAGAGUAAGGCCAGCUUCCCCAGUAUCCUCAGUGACCCGGACCCAGAUUCCUCCAACUCUGGGUUUGACAGCUCAGUGGCCAAUCAGAUCACAGAGUCCCUGGUCACUGGGCCUCGACCUGCACUGGAGAGUCACUUCCGUCCGGAGUUCAUCCGGCCGCCCCCUCCGCUGCACGUGUGUGAAGACGAGCUGGCGUGGCUGAACCCCACGGAGCCAGACCACAGUGUGCAGUGGGACCGCUCUAUGUGUGUAAAGAACAGCACGGGCGUGGAGAUCAAACGCAUCAUGGCCAAGGCAUUCAAGAGCCCGCUGUCUGCCCAGCAGCAGUCACAGGUGAGUAGACAGCUCCUGGGUGAGCUGGAAAAGGAUCCUAAACUGGUGUACCACAUCGGUCUGACCCCGGCCAAGCUGCCCGACCUGGUGGAGAACAACCCUCUGGUGGCCAUUGAGAUGCUGCUAAAACUAAUGCAGUCCAGCCAGAUCACUGAGUACUUCUCCGUCCUGGUCAACAUGGACAUGUCCCUGCACUCCAUGGAGGUGGUCAACAGGCUGACAACUGCUGUGGACCUCCCACCAGAGUUCAUUCAUCUGUACAUCUCCAACUGUAUCUCCACAUGUGAACAGAUCAAAGACAAGUACAUGCAGAACCGCCUGGUGCGCCUGGUGUGUGUGUUCCUACAGUCACUGAUCCGGAACAAGAUCAUCAAUGUGCAGGACCUGUUCAUCGAGGUGCAGGCCUUCUGCAUUGAGUUCAGCCGUAUACGUGAGGCAGCUGGCCUCUUCCGCCUUCUCAAGACCCUAGAUACAGGAGAAACCCCCCCUGAGGCGAAACCGGCCAAAUAACAGUACAUAGAGAACGUGGCACCAGCCUGACCUGCCAAAUAACACCCCAAGGGAGUAAGCCCACAGAGGCACUAUCUGCUAAAUAGCGCCCCAACCAAGAGAUACUGACCAAGGCUGCAAAAACAGCCAGACAAUCCUCACGACCUCACCAGUAUCCACCUGGAGCCAGGUUUGAACUCAGUUACUGUUCUUCCCCUCUCUUUUCUGGACAAAGAUAUUUCGAAAAUUCAUUUUGAAACAGUGUUUUUUUUUCCCCUUCAGAGAUUGAAGCUUGUCGGUUUUGUUUCAUUAAAUGGAUAUGUGAUGAAUCAUCUGGGUUUUUGGCUUAUAUUUUCUAUAGUGAGUAAUACUGUACAUGCAAAUAUAGGAUUGGUAGGUACUGUUUUGAAUGUGUUCUCGGUUUUUAAGUGAACUAGAUGGUUUAUCACAUGAGUAAAUUCUUAAUGCAGAACAACUAUUUGUAAGUAGACUGCUCAUACUGUACAGGUGUAGAGUAUGUGUAUUUCAAUGCGUGUGAACAAAACCAAGUAACAACAUUAUUUUUUAAUACAAAAAAAAAUCUUCA